AUGCCUCCCUUGCGGCGAUGGCGCCCGCUUCUCCUCCUCGUGGCCUUGUGGCUCCUUGCCAUGUACUGGAUGUUUGGCAUCGACGACGAGAUGCCCCUAGCACACUCCCCGGGCUCCCACACAGUCCCCGGCCAAGAGCCGCAGUCGGGGCACCACAACGUGGCGCCCGUCAGUGACGCCCACAGGGGCGCCGCAGAAAACGGAGGCGAGAUGGAUGCUGAGCGCUGGCGGAAGCUGCCCGACCUGUUCCCGGUCGGGGGGGAGCUGCGGGCGCUUCCGGAGGUGAAGGCGGGCCGGAGCAGCAUCCCCAAGAUCCAGGCCGCGACUCCGCAGGAGUCAGACGCCGCGCGAAAGCAAAGGCUAGAAAGACAAAAGGCCGUCAAGGACAGUUUCCUGCACAGCUGGGCGGGCUACAAGAAGUAUGCGUGGAUGUCGGACGAGGUGACGCCGCUGGGCGGCAAACCCAAGAACCCUUUUGGUGGUUGGGCGGCGACGCUGGUGGAUGCGCUGGACACGCUCUGGAUCAUGGGGCUCGAAGACGAGUUCCAAGCCGCCGUGGAGGCGGCGGAGACCAUCGAUUUCUCCAGGUCGGACUCCGACCUGGUGAAUGUCUUUGAGACCACGAUAAGAUACCUCGGUGGCUUCCUGGCCGCGUAUGAGCUCAGCGGGAAGAAGUACGAGGGCCUGCUGAGGAAGGCGGUGGAGGUGGGCGAGCUGGUGAUUUAUAUGACCGGCCAUGUACAAAGGCACCCUAGGACCGUGCUGGUAUCGGAGCUGGGGUCACUGUCACUCGAGUUUACUAAACUUUCGCAGCUGACGGGAGACAUGAAAUACUACGACGCCGUACAGAGGAUCUCGGACGAGUUCGAAAAGGGCCAGGACACCACGAAGCUGCCGGGCAUGUGGCCGGUUCAAAUCGACUCAUCUGGGCCAAGGUUCACGACCGACAAUGCCUUCACCCUAGGCGGCAUGUCAGAUUCUCUUUACGAGUACUUCCCCAAGCAGUACCUCAUCCUCGGCGGCGCACUUGACCAGCCCAAGAAGAUGUACGAGAAAUUCAUUGGUGUUGCACAGAAGCACCUUAUGCGUCGUGCUACCAACCCGGAGGACAUCCCGAUAGUUAUCCCGGGUGACGCCAUGGUGAGAACCGUGGAUGGCGAGAUAACCGCGGUGAACAGUCCGAAAGGCCAACACCUGACAUGUUUCGCCGGCGGGAUGGUUGGCAUUGCGUCGAAAAUCUUCGGCAGGCCCAGCGAGCUGGAUCUCGCAGUGCAGCUCACGGACGGAUGCGUCUGGGCGUACGGGGCGACUGCCACUGGAAUCAUGCCCGAGAUAUUUGGGUUUAUCCCGUGCGGGGACGUCAAGGAGAGCCAGACUGGUCCGGAGUGCAAGUACAGCGACGUCAAAUGGCGCACCGCUGUCAGGAACCAGUACCUCGGGGUCAACAGCGGCAAGGACCCCAUGGGCAGCGAGGUUGACAAGAUGAUCAACAGCCAGAACCUGACUCCUGGGAUCCUGGCGCUCCACGACAAGAAGUACAUACUCCGGCCAGAAGCCAUCGAGAGCGUCUUCAUCAUGUACCGGCUCACGGGCGAUAGCGCGUGGAUGGACAAGGCGUGGACAAUGUUCCACAACAUCGAGCGGCUCACCAGGACCAAGAUAGGGGCCGCGAGCCUCAGGGACGUGUCGAGGGAGGAUCCGGGGCAGGUGGACUCGAUGGAGAGCUUCUGGCUCGCCGAGACGCUGAAGUACUUCUACCUGGUGUUUGCCGACUUCGACACCGUGGACCUCGAUACGUGGGUGUUGAACACGGAGGCGCAUCCUUUGCAUCGGCCGGAUGUGAAAUGA
This is a messenger RNA of Diaporthe citri, 1848 nucleotides long. RefSeq lists its product as uncharacterized. Gene Ontology annotation, biological process: N-glycan processing; carbohydrate metabolic process. Lineage: Eukaryota; Fungi; Ascomycota; Sordariomycetes; Diaporthales; Diaporthaceae. The record is from RefSeq and is a predicted model, not a curated record. The transcript is spliced from 2 exons. The coding region runs from base 1 to 1848 and encodes 615 amino acids. Gene Ontology annotation, cellular component: endoplasmic reticulum; Golgi membrane. Gene Ontology annotation, molecular function: calcium ion binding; mannosyl-oligosaccharide 1,2-alpha-mannosidase activity.